Actinia tenebrosa (Australian red waratah sea anemone) is the source of this 3325-nucleotide messenger RNA. RefSeq lists its product as uncharacterized. NCBI's taxonomy places the organism in Eukaryota, Metazoa, Cnidaria, Anthozoa, Actiniaria, Actiniidae. The record is from RefSeq and is a predicted model, not a curated record.
UCAUGGCUUGUACUCCUUCGGUCUAUCAGAGACUGGGGCAGAGAGCUUUGAUUGGUCUAGAGGUAAGGCGCUCUCACUAUGUACCGGGAAAAAGGAAUGAGGAGGGGGUUGGUGAAACUUCACAGCCCAAAAAUGAUUUGUAUACAAGACUACUAUAUAGGAUUCUCAGUUACUGAGUUGUUAAUCAUCUAGCUUCCCCAGAUGGGUGUUUCCUGGUACUCCCCCCCGACUCGACCCACUUAUAUACUUCAUUGUCUUAUAAGACACACCCGAAUAUCACGAGGGAAUUAACCUUAAAAUCGCUGCUUGAUAAACUCGAAUUAAGUCUUCCUCAUUACUCUUCGAUUCGUACGUCCUUGCUGAUCUUCUCGUGAAGAACUCUCUUCACAUAUUUUAACGGUCAAGAUGUACUUGAGUAUUCUCACUAUAUAUGCAGUCAUAACAGGUUUUUCAACCUCUGGAGCGGAAAGAAUUCAACUCCCGUACGAGGUACAGGAAACGCUCUUGAACCUGAUGACUGUUGAUGACCUAGAACACAUCAACACCACAGAUACUCAUUCCAUUCGUCUUAUUUACCGUAAAGACUUGGACUCGAGCUACACAGCUUAUUACGAGAUCAAGAAUGGAGAGUACUUCCGCGUUCUCUCAGCUGGGCUGAAGACGGGUGAGAUUAGAGAAGUGGAAUCAGGGCCACUACCAUCACCAAGCCAAGUCCUUAUCAAACAAGCAGGACGUGUUGGACAGGAAUGCAAGACGUUUUAUCGGCUAGCACCGGGACUUUAUAUGUGCGAAAACAAGCAGAAUACCGCGGUUGCUGCUACAUUCGACUGGGAUGCAGAUUCACAGGUUGAAGACUGGCGAACCCUUCACCAAAAGGUCCAAAAACGUUUGAGUGACUUCAAAGAUGCCUGGAAAAAUAUUGCAGCGUCAGUGAAGGACGAAUUGUGGACAUCACGACGAGUAUCGUCAAAACAAGACCCACGGACAGUUCUCUACGAUGCGGAGUUAAUCUCGCCUGGAUCAACUGCGAUAGUACCUCUGGAACGUGACUUCAGCAAUGUCACCAUCCAUGCCAUUGGACAUCAACGACAAAACCAACUUUGUCAAAUUCUAGUCAAAGCUUGCGAGCAUGGACAAAUGGGAGUGAAAUCAGAGCUCAUUCACAAACUUAAAAACGGCAUCGCCUUCAUCAAGAUUGAGAUUCGAGAAGACAAAAAAUUCGUUCGCCAAGUAUUGCGCAACCAUGAAGUUUCAUUUUAUGUCAAGAUUGAAACCAAAAAAGGCCAACAAGUUUUGAAGUAUUUUUCUGUGGACUUGAGCUCACAUCGUCAACCUCGUCGGAGCCAGAGAAGGGAAUGGUCAAUCGAUCGGGAGGAUCUCUUUCCGGAUUACAAUCAGCAUAAAUGCUGUGGUUGUGAAAGUGGUUGUGGACCGGUUGCUUGGGCUCAGAUUCUUGCGUAUUACGAUCGUCUUGCGCACUACAAUCCUUCAUCAAAUUACAGUAAAAACUUCUGGGAGUGUAGCGAUGGGACUGCCAAUAACUGCACUGCUCCAAAAACCAUGAAUUCAAACGUGAUUAAGUACAUCGAAGGCAUCCGGUCUAAACUUGGUACGUUCUGCUUGUUUGGUGGAGGAGCAACGACCCCAAAGAACAUGAAGAAGAUCUCCGACUGGUAUAGGGCGAGAGGGAUUAAAGGGCGGGUUGUAGGUCGUUACGGGCCAUUAUCAUUCUUAGGUAUUACGUACCCCGCUUUUAAGAAGAGUGCGGAAAGUUGGUUAAAAGAACGGUACCCGGUUAUUCUUGGGUUCUGGACCAAGGGAUUCAGUAUGCAUUAUGCCGUUGCAACCCGCUACAAGGAAAAGCAACAGAAGUACCGAAGAUGCUUCUUCUCAAUCUGUCGCACCAAGGUCAAAGUUCAAGGUUCAUUCUACUUGCACAUGGGAUGGGGAGGAACCAGUAAUGGAUGGUAUUCCAAGAACACAUUCGCUGUAUACUCUGCUAAAAAAUACUGAACAAUCAAAAUACGUUCUUUAUUUUCGUAGAUAUAGAUAUUUUUAAUCUGUAUUUUUUUUAUGCCAGAGGGGCUUCAAACAAUGUUUUUCUCCAUAGUUGUGUUAUGCGAUCCUACCAAUUGCUUUGUUAUGUUAUGUUUGCCAUACUACCCUAUGCUACACUUCUGUAAACCAUGCUAUGCACUGCUAUCCUUUACUAUGCUAUGCCAUACUACCCUAUGCUAUACUUCUGUAAACCAUGCUAUGCACUGCUAUCCUUUGCUAUGCUAUGCCAUACUACCCUAUGCUACACUACUGUAUACCAAGCUAUGCAAUACUCCCUUCGCUAUGUUAUGCUGCCUCUUGCUAUGCUAUACUUUGUUAUGCUACCCUAUGCUAUGCUAUACUUCACUAUGCUAUUCAAUCCUACCCUUUGCUAUGCUAUUUUAUGCUAUCUUUUGCUAUGUUACUCUUUGCUAGACAAACACAGGAUGUCUUGUUGUUGCCAUUGUGUAGUUCCAGAAAUUAUCCAUACCCCAGCCCACAGAGGAAUUUGGAAUUUCCAAGGGGUGGGGUAUUAGAGAAAGAACAAAAUUAAAGAGUUUGUGUGGAAGAAAAUUGGAAUUUCCAGAGGUAGGUAGGGUCUUAGAAAAAAUUCCUCCAUGGGGGAGGUAUGAAUAAUUUCUGUAACUACACAUUUCUGGAGGGAGGGGACAGGCAUCUAUUUGCAUUUUAGUACUUUUACAGUCUAUGACACAAGCUACCCAGUCCAUGUUUAAUUUCUGUUAAUCCAAGGAUACACCAAGUGCCCUCGUAACAGCUUUCCCACAAACGUACCCCAGGUAUCUUGUACAUCAUCUGUUUCAUGUUCAGCAUCUAUUGACCAGUCCCUCAACUGGGCAAUGAACAAUGGCUUGUUGGUGAGCUUGAGGUACAAGACUGAGACUGGUGAAGGGAGGGGAGGGGAGGGUUGCACAAAGUCUGUAGGUGGUUGUGGUUGGUCAGAGAAGUUCUCAAGGAUCUCAAGUUGCAGUCCUCCUAUGAUUAUAAAAAUUGUAAAAAAUAUUAAUUAGAAUCAGAAAUAAGUGUACUUUUUUAUUUUUGGUCUUUCUGCAUAAGAUAUAUUAUGUGAUGGAGUCAAUAUAUAGCAAAUAAACUGCUUCAGGGAGAAAACAUAUAUGGUAUUUUUAUUGAACAAAUAUAAAAGGUUUCUCCAUGAGCUAUUUAGAAAUACAGAACACAGGAAGUAAUGUAAACAUGAAAGUAUGAAUGAUUAUACAGAAAGAAACAUCCAUUGUAGUUUUCAAUGCUGUAAUAAUACACUUAUUUGCAA